Paraglomus occultum is the source of this 972-nucleotide messenger RNA. NCBI's taxonomy places the organism in Eukaryota, Fungi, Glomeromycota, Glomeromycetes, Paraglomerales, Paraglomeraceae. The record is from the annotation of a GenBank genome assembly.
AUGACCUCAACAACUUCCAACGCUUUACUCAUAGAUUUACAUGUCAAAUACAUUCAGUCGCUUGAUGAAAAAAAAGAUACUCUAGAAUACUGGAUAACAGAACACCUUCGCUUGGCUGGUGUGUACUGGGGUCUCACUGCUUUAGACUUGAUGAAUCAUGUCGAUGCAUUAAAUAGAGAUGAUGUCAUAGCCUAUGUCAAGUCCUGUCAAUGGCCAAAUGGCGGCUUUGGCGGACAUGUCAAUCAUGAUCCGCAUCUUUUGUAUACUCUUUAUGCGGUUCAAAUACUUUUAAUAGAAGACGCUAUAGACGCUGUAGAUGUUGGCAAGAUCGUAGAGUAUGUGUCCAGCCUCCAAGAUAAAGAGACAGGUGCAUUUAAAGGAGACGAAUGGGGUGAAAUCGAUACACGAUUUUCGUAUAGCGCAUUAUCAUGCUUAUCCCUCUUAAAGCGAUUGGAUGCAAUAGAUGUGCAAAAGGCUGUAGAGUUUAUCAUGAAAUGUAAGAAUUUCGAUGGAGGGUUCGGGAGCUCUCCUGGGGCAGAGUCACAUGCCGGACAAAUAUUCUGCUGCGUGGGGGCGCUUGCUAUAGUAAACUCGUUGCACCUGGUUGAUGGUGAUCUUUUAGGUUGGUGGUUAUGUGAGAGACAGUUGAAAAAUGGUGGUUUAAAUGGUCGCCCUCAAAAACUUGAAGAUGUGUGUUAUUCGUGGUGGGUUCUAUCUGCGCUGAGCAUACUUGGCAAGUUACAUUGGAUUAAUAAGGAAAAAUUGAUUGAAUUUGUAUUGAGUGCGCAGGACACAGAAGCAGGUGGCAUAGCAGACCGCCCAGGCGAUAUGGCUGAUGUGUUUCAUACCGUUUUUGGUGUCGCUGGUUUAUCAUUACUUGGAUAUCCAGGAUUAAAACUUGUGGAUCCUGUUUACUGCUUACCGAAACAUGUCAUCCAACGAAGAGGUCUUGCUGAAAAAUACAAAGUUUGA